UCUUGAAAGGUUGCCGAUUAAUAUUAGCCUUGCGGUAGUGCAAUUAACAGUUUCACCAAGGUUGCACCGCUCGGCUUACGCUUUUGUAAUGAGUGACGUGAAAACACCGAUAACGUCGUACGUAUCACAGCGCGACGAAUCUCUGAUAACUUAUCAGUAGCUAUGCCUUUUUCCGUGUGCAUCGUUCGUUCAGGACCACAAUAUGUGUAUCAUUAAAUCGUAUAGCUGUUUUAUUUUGCGAUUUUCCCAACAAAAUAUGUAGUGUUAAAAGUUUGUGUGCAAUGGGUCAUUGUACGUUGUUGUUUGUGUUGUUAGUGAUUGUUAUACACAGUGGUUACAGCGAUGGUGAGUGCCCCUACUGCGUGGGUGAACAGUUUGAAUGCAUCAAUGGAAGAUGCUAUUGCUCCAGUGGGUACAUACCAGAUUACCACCAUUCAAAUUGCAUAAAAUGUCCAGGCUUAGGAGACAAAUGUUACGGUCCGUGCUGCGGCACAGUUGACAACGCGACGUUGCAGUGCUGGCACGGCGUCUGCCAGUCAUGUUACGGAUCUCACGGGAAUUGGAUAUGCAGCGAAUCUAUGGACCAACUGUUGCUGGUGUCGAGCUCUCAAAUAGUGAUGGCGGUUGCCCUCGUGCUCGGCAUAGUCGCUACCUUCACCUUGCUGUACAAACUGUGUGCAGUUUCCGAACUAAGGUCAUUGAAUAACUCUACUACCGGUCGAUUGUCCAUUGGUAGUCUGCAAAUAUACGUCAAUGAACGUUUGAGAGACGCACCGCCGAAGUAUACCUCGGCAUCACCUUCCGAUCCAUCGACGUGUCCAGCCUCUGUUUAUCAUAAUGCUGGAUUUGUACACGACAACAGUCUGCCCCCGCCACCGUACACACCUGAACAAAAAAAUGAAAAUGAACCAAAUAGUACAUCCACAGUGCACAUGUGAGACCAUAGACGUAAUAAAAUGUCCAGACACCGUCUCCUGAACUAAAAAAUGACGCAACUACACCCCAAUUCUGCCAUUUCGCAUAUACGUACACUCCAAUAUACAGUAUUAAUCUAUUAUUAUUUCAUUUUUAAAUUGCCGCAAUUAAUUUGGCAAUACACCUCUGACUUCACACUCACACAAAGAUCUCUCUCAGAGAAGAAAGACUCGGCGCCAUUUUGGUGCUUCAGUUGUUUGUUUUUUUUUUUUUUUGGUAAAACUAUGAGUAUGUGUGAAACCAGGAUGUAUUCAGCAACCAUAGACUGCUGGUAAACGUAUGCUGAAAAUUCCACGUGUAAUAAGUUAUAAAAAUCUACCAUUUCAAGUCAUAUUCAUGAUAAUUUAUACAUGAACUUUUAAUUAACGUUCCAAGAAUUAUGUAUAUAGCACCCCUUAGGGGGUUUAAUAGAAGUUACGUAUUAAAGAUACUAAAAGUAGUAAACAAAAGAAAUAAAAAAUUAAGCAACAAACACACGAAAAAGUCGAAUGGUCGUUGUGAAAAUCUUCCUGAAAUAUGGGGAAUAAAAAAAUAAAAUCACAUAUUUGUAGAAUUAAUUAUAUUUAUAUGGAAAAAUGUUAAAUUAUAAUUAAAAAAUGUCUAAAUUAGAUAAAAUUUAAUCAAAGAGUAAAUAUUUAUUCAGUAUCACUGUAAAUAUAAUAAUAAGUUGAAUACCUUGUCGCUCUGAGUAUUUGAGAUGAUUUUAUGUUUUAACAACAUGUUAUGUAAAUUAAGUAGGUUAUUCUUUUUAAUUAUAACAAUUAAGCAUUAUACUCAUGUGUUUUAUUCCUACAAGCUGUAAAAUAACAUAAUGCGGGCAGUAAAAUAAAACAAA
Molecule: messenger RNA, 1810 nt
Organism: Bicyclus anynana (squinting bush brown)
Lineage: Eukaryota; Metazoa; Arthropoda; Insecta; Lepidoptera; Nymphalidae
Exons: 7
Coding region: 282-938 (218 amino acids)
Source: RefSeq, a predicted model, not a curated record